This is a messenger RNA of Lytechinus pictus (painted urchin), 1214 nucleotides long. RefSeq lists its product as uncharacterized. Bases 236 to 652 code for a protein of 138 amino acids. The record is from RefSeq and is a predicted model, not a curated record. NCBI's taxonomy places the organism in Eukaryota, Metazoa, Echinodermata, Echinoidea, Temnopleuroida, Toxopneustidae. The transcript has 9 exons.
CAUCACAUCAUGAUGCUGGUAUAACCUUCCACCACAUUUAAUGAUUGGAUUUGGUGAUCGAACACGACUGAAUGAAAAUCAUAUAGAAUAAUAAACUCGUUGAAACUACAUAAAGAGGGAUAUCUUUACAGAUACAUACUCAGACGUCGAAGACGACAACGGUAUUCGCUUCAACAAGUUUAUCUGAUACCUGACUGGCACGAUCCUACAACCGUUGUUCCGGUCUUGAAACAAGAUGAAGUCCGCACGACUCGCCAUCCCUCUCUUCUUGGUAUUCAUCUUCUGUGUUUACCAAGCUUCUUCAGCUCCUGCUAAAGAUGUGGCCAAGGAAGCAAUAUAUGGCCCGGGUAUGAUAAGAGAACACAAAGCUGAAAUGCGUGAGGAUGGGAACGUGAAACUUGACACCUUUGCUAAAGAUGUGGCCAAGGAAGCAAUAUAUGGCCCGGGUAUGAUAAGAGAACACAAAGCUGAAAUGCGUGAGGAUGGGAACGUGAAACUUGACACCUUUGCUAAAGAUGUGGCCAAGGAAGCAAUAUAUGGCCCGGGUAUGAUAAGAGAACACAAAGCUGAAAUGCGUGAGGAUGGGAACGUGAAACUUGACACCUUUGCUAAAGAUGUGGCUGAGGAAAUAUUUUAUGGAGAUGCUGCAUAAUGUCGUCAAUCGAAAUGGAUAAUCCUCAUAAUGUCGUCAAUAGCAAUGGAUAAUCAUCAUAAUGUUGUCAACCGAAAUGGAUAAUCCUGAGUGCAUUCAUAGUCCUCCAUCCAAUUCUACAUGUACACGCCUGCAUUAAACAAUGUAAUGAUUUUGAAUCAGUGCUUUUAAUCACAAAAUGUUCAUGAAGUUCACUGUGAUCAACAAAUGCGAUUACAUCACCUUAACUCUUUUUUUUUCAAAUCAAACUAUCAACAAUUUCAACGUUAUGUCAAUUGUUAUUAUUGUUAUUGGGGCCUGUUGCAGAAAGUCAAAAUAUCAAGCGCAAGUCCCAAAUAUGGGUGCUUCAUUGGCUGAAAAUCAAGCUGCGCAAGAUUUUUUGAGUUGCAUUAACUUGAUGCAACUCUUUCUGCAACGGGCUCCAGACCUGCAAACUGGCAGCUUAACAGCAUUAAUUUUAUUAAAUUCACAUACAACAGAAUAUUUAUAUAUAUUGAAAAAAAAACGUGACAUGAAUCCACGUGUUAUCCAUUAAAAUGAUAUAGAAAGAUGAAACGUAAAG